Xylaria bambusicola is the source of this 549-nucleotide messenger RNA. RefSeq lists its product as uncharacterized. NCBI's taxonomy places the organism in Eukaryota, Fungi, Ascomycota, Sordariomycetes, Xylariales, Xylariaceae. The record is from RefSeq and is a predicted model, not a curated record. The transcript has a single exon. Bases 1 to 549 code for a protein of 182 amino acids.
AUGGAGGUUUCUAAACAGCAGCGUAUGCAAACAAUUGAUGCUCUUCUCAAUGGGUAUAGCAGCCUCUCAGUUGCGAAGCUUCUCGAGCCGCUUGCACCCGACUUCCACCAUCAGGUCUUCCCAGAGAGUUUAGGCAUGCCGAUCCGCAACAAAGAUUCUUUUGCAGAGCACGCAGCGGGGAUUUUUGACACGUUUGAAGAGUUCAGAAUGACCCCAAGGACUAUCAUCGACGAUGCCACCGCGGGUCUCAUCGCAAUCGACGCGGAGAUGCUCGGCACCUUGAAAGGGAGCAAACAGGAAUGGAAUAAUGAGUGCAUCAUGAUAGUUCGUCUGACAGAAGAUGACUGUCAGGUUCUCGAGGUCCGAGAGUUCGUUGACAGCGCAAAGGCGGUGGAAAUGGCACAGACACAUGCGCCCAAGGACUUUGGCACCAAGACCAGUGGCAACUUGAAUAUCGAGGAGCAAGGCCUCUUUGACCUAGUCUCAUUGAUUUACGUCGGCACAGCGGUAAUUGCUUGCUUCAGUCUAUACCGAAUGUUGUAUAAGUGA